Mytilinidion resinicola is the source of this 471-nucleotide messenger RNA. RefSeq names its product ankyrin. The coding region runs from base 1 to 471 and encodes 156 amino acids. Gene Ontology annotation, molecular function: protein binding. The record is from RefSeq and is a predicted model, not a curated record. Lineage: Eukaryota; Fungi; Ascomycota; Dothideomycetes; Mytilinidiales; Mytilinidiaceae. The transcript has a single exon.
AUGGGUCUUCCCAUUCACGACGAAGCCGCAGCCAGCCAAGCGCAAGAUACGCCCUCAUCUACUCCCGCCUCUGCUCUUCCGCCAGCCGCCCUCGAUCUAGCCGCAAAGCUCUUCGACCUCGCCCGCACCGGCGAGACCUCCGAACUACGCUCCUACGUUGUUGCAGGCAUCCCGAAGAACCUCACCAACCAUGCUGGCGACACUCUCAUAAUGCUAUCUGCAUACCAUGGGCAAGCGUCCACCGUGUCGAUGCUCCUCGAGCUGGGUGCAGACCCGAAUGUGCUGAAUGAAAGAGGCCAGUCCCCGAUCGCGGGGGCUGUAUUCAAGGGAUGGGAUGAGGUGGUAAAGGUUCUGUUUGAGGGUGGUGCCGACAUUACUCUCGGGACCCCAAACGCUGUGGAUUGCGCGCACAUGUUCCGGAAGGAGGACUAUUUGAAGCUUUUUGGGGUCUUAGUAGGAGAUGCAGGCUAG